Molecule: messenger RNA, 2378 nt
Organism: Peromyscus eremicus (cactus mouse)
Lineage: Eukaryota; Metazoa; Chordata; Mammalia; Rodentia; Cricetidae
Gene: Ino80
Product: INO80 complex ATPase subunit
Exons: 7
Coding region: 66-1118 (350 amino acids)
Biological process (GO): DNA repair
Cellular component (GO): Ino80 complex
Molecular function (GO): histone binding; ATP hydrolysis activity
Source: RefSeq, a predicted model, not a curated record
UCUUCUUGCCUGUGCAGGUGAUUUUCUACGACAGUGACUGGAACCCCACUGUAGACCAACAGGCCAUGGAUAGGGCCCACCGCUUAGGGCAGACAAAGCAGGUCACCGUGUACCGGCUUAUCUGUAAGGGCACGAUCGAGGAACGCAUUCUGCAGAGAGCCAAGGAGAAGAGUGAGAUUCAGCGGAUGGUGAUUUCUGGUGGGAACUUCAAACCAGAUACCCUGAAACCUAAAGAAGUGGUUAGCCUUCUUCUAGACGAUGAAGAGCUGGAAAAGAAACUGAGACUACGGCAGGAGGAGAAACGGCAGCAGGAGGAGACCAACCGCGUGAAGGAACGGAAACGCAAGCGGGAGAAGUAUGCGGAGAAGAAGAAAAAGGAAGAUGAAUUGGAUGGGAAAAGGAGAAAAGAGGGCAUGAACCUCGUGAUCCCAUUUGUUCCUUCUGCUGACAACUCCAACCUCUCUGCUGAUGGCGAUGACUCCUUCAUAAGUGUCGAUUCGGCCAUGCCCAGCCCUUUCAGUGAGAUCUCAAUCAGCAGUGAGCUGCACACUGGCUCCAUUCCCCCUGAUGAGAGCAGCAGUGACAUGUUGGUUAUCGUGGAUGACCCAGCCUCCUCAGCUCCUCAGUCUCGAGCCACUAAUUCUCCUGCUUCCAUAACAGGUUCUGUCUCAGACACUGUGAAUGGAAUUUCCAUUCAGGAAGUGCCAGCUGCAGGACGUGGUCACUCAGCUCGAAGCCGAGGCCGCCCCAAGGGUUCAGGAAGCACAGCCAAAGGAGCAGGGAAAGGCCGAAGCCGGAAGUCCACAGCGGGCAGUGCUGCUGCCAUGGCAGGAGCCAAAGCAGGGGCUGCAGCGGCAUCUGCAGCUGCCUAUGCUGCAUACGGGUACAACGUGUCUAAAGGAAUCUCCGCAAGCAGUCCUCUGCAGACAUCCAUUGUCCGACCUGCUGGCCUUGCAGACUUUGGACCUUCAAGCGCCUCUUCUCCCUUAAGUUCCCCUUUGAACAAAGGAAAUACUAUUCCUGGGACUCCUAAGAGCCUUCAUAUGACCAGCAGCCUAGCCUCAGACUCCUUGAUCCGGAAACAGGGCAAAGGCACCAACCCUGCCGGCGGACGGUAACCAUCUCUGCCCUCUAGCUUCCUUCAACCAAACCAGGGGCCACAGUCCGGGGCCACAGUGGUCUUUGGAUGGCUUACCCAGUGUGGCAUCUUGCAUCCUAUUUGGAGAGUGGAAAAGACGAGCUGCAGCAGAAGAGGACAGGCAGGUGGUCGGUGUGAGCACUUUGAUCCCCUGUUUCCAAAGGAGUGUCCUGGGUUCGGGCCCACAGCCUCCCAGAUGAACUCUGCAGCCGAGUCUUAACCUCUUUCCGGGGAAGGGCCUGACAUAGACCCCUCUUAGAUGCUCAGGCACACUGUCUCCAUCCCACCCCACUCUUCAGCUCUGACCACGUCCUUCAUGAAGGCUCCACCGGUGCUGUGAAGAGCCUUCCAUAGUGGAGACCUCUCUAAAGGUUAUGAUUUCCUACAGGGCUAGAAAGGAAGGAAAUGAUUCCCUGGUGUCCGCAGUCUGGGCGCUCCUGAGUCUCUAAACCCCAUCUGCCUGUACAAUGUCCUCACUGAAAUGUGCAGUGGAGGUCAGGGAAGACAGUGGCUCCAAGGGUGACAGGCUGGAGGAAGCAGACCCACGGGCAGUCCCAGCUUCCUCCACUGUCGGGCACGUUCACACCAGGGAAGCUUUGGGUCCCACCAGCAGCAGUAGCAGCAGCCCCCACUCAAGGGACUUCUCAGAAGCCAGUAAAGAGACCAGGAGCCACCUCAGUCAGCAGGACAUCCUCCCCAUCUUGCAGAUGCCCCUUGUCCGUCCUGAAUGCACAGUCUCCCCGGCCUUGCCCGUCAGCCCUGCUUGGCUGUAUGCACUGUCUGUAUUGCACUGAGAGGGAUAGCAGGAGGGGGGCAAGCUCAGCACCAAGCUCAGCACCACCCUCCCAGCCCCAGCCCCGCUCCCUGAGCUUGCUGCCCUCUGAGAGGGGAAGGGGCGGCUGGAAGGGCUCUCCACCUGAGGUCCCUGGUGGAGCAGGUGCUUCUGGGAGGGCCAGCCUCUAAUUUGCACACCUGAAAAUCGCGGAAUUGAGUUUAGAUAGAUUGAUUUUUUUAAUUUUUUUUUUGAGGUAGGUGUAGGGAAAUCAUUUAAUUUAAAUCAUAAGGAUUCCCUACCCAAACCCUGACUCCUGUGUACAGAUGCUCUUUAGAGGGGAUCAGAAAAUGCCAAGCCUUUUCUCUUUGAAUGUGCUGUCUAUUUUUAUAGCUGAACUUGUACAUAUGUAUAAAGAGAGACACAUCUUUCUUUUACUAACUGGAUAAAAAAUCUUAAAUAAAAUGG